CGCUGAAAACCCGCAGACUCGCCUUCCAAAACAAGGCAGUUUUACAUUAAAAUUUUCUUGGAACUUUGUGAUAAAAGAACGUUAAUGUAGUUUCGCGAAAAGUAUUACUAGAAAUCCCAAUUCAUCGGCAUCUACCCAGAUCCAAAAAAAAAACCAAAGACAGAGGUAUACCACUACCUGGAAAAGAUGAUGAAGUGGACGACAGCCGUCGUUCUGGGCGCCGCCCUGCGCUAUCUCCUGAUGCAUUCCCACUACGGUGUCACCAUUCAGAACCGUGUCGAAGUGGCCACUCCGCUGAACUCGUGGAAACGAGCAAUCGAAGGCGCAUACCUGUACGCCAACGGAACCAACCCGUACGACGGUGAUCUCUACCACCAGAACCCAUUCGUGCUGGUUUCGGUGUGGUUCCUGUUGGAGAAACUGUCCGCCUUCGUUAGUGUCAUAUUCAUCCAGCUGGAGGUGGGCACCAUUCUGAUGCUCAAAAGCGCUGCCGGCAUUUUCAUUCGGAAGUUGUACGACAGCCAGCGAUCUCAGCUGGCAAGCUUUGCCAAGGGGACCAAAGAGUUGCAGAUUUCACCGGACGACGUCCGGGCGGUACCGUACUAUGUAGCCCUGGCGUACAUGUUCAAUCCGUACUCGAUCCUGAACUGUGUCGGUCAAACCACGACGGUGCUGAGUAACUUCCUGCUGGCGUUGUUCCUGCUGGGGAUGGCCCACCGGAUUCGGUUGGUGGCCUGCGUGGCGCUGGCUCUGGAAACGCAGAUGAACAUCUACCCGUGCGUGCUGAUCAUUCCGGCUGCGCUGUACAUCGCUCAGGAUGAUGGGCAGCACAAAGUGCGCAGCAUUAUGAUCACAUGCGCAACGUUCCUGAUGACUUUGCUGGGGGUGAAUUACGCCGGAUUUGUGAUUAUGGGCGACUGGAGCUUCCUGGAUGCAACCUACGGAUUCAUCUUCAACUGCCGUGAUCUGCAGCCCAACAUCGGCCUAUUCUGGUAUUUCUUCACCGAAAUGUUCGAUCACUUCCGGACGCUAUUCCUGUACACAUUCCAAAUCAACGCCACCCUGCUGUACUUAUUCCCGCUGACAUUCAAGCUGCACAAGGAACCAAUCAUGUUGCUAACGAUGCUGCUAGCCCUGGGCGUCGUCUUUCGUCCUUACCCCUGCGUCGGAGACAUCAGCAUGUACCUUUCGCUGCUGCCCCUCUGGAAGUCGAUCUCAAAGUUCAUGGGUCACAACUACAUCGUGGGAGCGACCAUGCUGGUGACGAGCAUCCUGGGGCCGACCGUGUGGCACCUGUGGAUCUACUCCAACUCGGCCAACGCCAACUUCUACUUCGGUAUGACGCUAGUCUUCUGCACCGCGCAGAUUUUCCUCAUCACCGACCUGUUCUUCGCGUAUAUCAAGCGCGAAUUUUGCCUCAAGCAUGGAAUGAACAUCACAAUCGACGGUAAGGAAGCCCGGAUUGCGCUGGAAUAGAUUUCGAAUAAUGCUUACGGCACAAGUGUAGAAUAAACAGAAAUGAGUGUAAAAA
Messenger RNA from Aedes albopictus (Asian tiger mosquito), 1531 nucleotides. It is a transcript of the gene PIG-U, whose product is annotated as phosphatidylinositol glycan anchor biosynthesis class U protein. Gene Ontology annotation, cellular component: GPI-anchor transamidase complex; membrane. Bases 187 to 1476 code for a protein of 429 amino acids. The transcript is spliced from 4 exons. The record is from RefSeq and is a predicted model, not a curated record. Gene Ontology annotation, biological process: attachment of GPI anchor to protein. Lineage: Eukaryota; Metazoa; Arthropoda; Insecta; Diptera; Culicidae.